GGAAGGGGCCCGAGCUGGAGGCGCGUCUACCUGGCUGCACCAGCACGGCAGCGCCUUCCCACGCGGGGACUCCGGCAGCAGCAUCUGUCCCCUCCUUCCAGGGUCCCUCCGGCCGCCCGUGAGCCAGCCAGCAUGUUGGGGCUCUGGAGGACCUUCAACAGUGUGGUUUCCUACAUCACCCUUGCCGUCAGCCUCGGGGAGCUGGUAGGGAACGGGCUGGUCCUCUGGCACCUCGGCUUCCACAUGAAGAAGGGCCCCUUCUCCGUCUAUGUCCUCCACCUGACCACCGCCGACUUCCUGUUCCUGGGCUGCCAGGUGGCCGUCUGGGCCGUGCAGGCCGCCCUGGGAGGCCAGGGCGGCCUCUACCUCACCGUCCCCUUCGUGGCCUUCUCCGUGGGGCUCUGGCUGUUGGCGGCCUUCAGCGCCGAGCGCUGCCUCUCCGACAUCUUCCCCACCUGCUACCAGGGCUGCCGCCCCAGACACACAGCAGGCAUCGUCUGUGGCCUGAUCUGGGCCCUCACCCCGCUGACCGUGCUGCUGCCCGCCAACGCCUGCGGCCAGCUGCCGGGCGGCACGCGCCUGCAGACCUGCCCUUGGUUCCACACAGCCAGUGUCGCGUGGCUGCUGACCCUGGCCUGCGGGGCCUCCGUGGCCGGGCUGGUCCUCUUCAUCUGGGUGGCCUGCUGCUCCCAGCGGCAGCUCCCCCAGUUCUACGGUGUCGUCCUGGGCUCCGUGCUCCUGUUCUUCUUCUGCGGCCUCUCCUACAUCUUGUACUGGAUCCUGAGCAGCAGCCUGGACCUCCUGCUGUCCUGGGUCCCCAUGCAGUCCUUUUUACGCCAACCGUACUCGCUCUCCCCACUGCCCACGCUCCUGGCCUGCAUCCACUGCAGCUCCAAGCCACUCAUCUACUUCACGACAGGCCGGCAGCCAGGCAAGCGAGAGCCACUGCGGGAGGCUCUCCAGCGGUCCCUGGGGGAGGGGGCCCCGCUGGGGGCCGGGGAAGUGUCUCUGCCCAUGGGCCGCGUGUAGAGGCCUCCCGGGCCCUCCCCGACCCCUCACCAGACCCUCCAGGACAAUGUCGUCCCUGCCCCAACCCUGGCUCAGUUGCCCUGGGGAUCCAAGGGCUGGGGACAGAGUGAGAGCUGCGGUCCUGGUCCCCCCAUGCCCAGCCCGCUUGGGCCGGGGAAGCCUGAGGAUGAGACCAGAUACACGGCAGGCAAACCGGGAGACCCCAGGACAGGCACCUGUGGGCAGAGCCCUCAUCCCCAGCUCCUGCCUCCUCUCCUGCCACCAACUGGGGGCCAGGGUGGAGGGGAGGCAGCCCCCGAAGGCCCCGUGGGGGGUUGGGUGGAUCAGAACCCAGGCUCUGGCUGGGCCAGGGGCUGUCCUCACUGGGGCCGCGCUGAGCCUCUUCCUACAGGCUUCUCCCCCUGCCCCAGCUGCCCAGUGACCCCACCCAGGGCCUGCCCAGCAGUCUCUCCACAGGCCACCAGAUGGCGCUGCUUCCUCACCAAAUGCACCAAAAGUGCACCAGCAGAAGAGGGUUCACGGGCUCAGCCCUUCCAGCCCCGCCGCCCACACCGGGGCUCCUGGAUACCUGCUGCCUGGAGGGCAUUCUUGCCCCUCCAUUCCAUCUUCAACUUCCCCUCCUCCCAGAAUCCUCCACCCUUCGCCCCCACCCAUCCUUGCCCACCCCUGCAGACCCUG
This is a messenger RNA of Camelus dromedarius (Arabian camel), 1707 nucleotides long. RefSeq names its product MAS related GPR family member G (gene MRGPRG). Gene Ontology annotation, molecular function: G protein-coupled receptor activity. Gene Ontology annotation, cellular component: membrane. The record is from RefSeq and is a predicted model, not a curated record. Bases 133 to 1029 code for a protein of 298 amino acids. Lineage: Eukaryota; Metazoa; Chordata; Mammalia; Artiodactyla; Camelidae. Gene Ontology annotation, biological process: G protein-coupled receptor signaling pathway. The transcript has a single exon.